Pezoporus flaviventris is the source of this 6770-nucleotide messenger RNA. It is a transcript of the gene TECPR2, whose product is annotated as tectonin beta-propeller repeat containing 2. Lineage: Eukaryota; Metazoa; Chordata; Aves; Psittaciformes; Psittacidae. Gene Ontology annotation, molecular function: protein binding. The coding region runs from base 4 to 4323 and encodes 1439 amino acids. The record is from RefSeq and is a predicted model, not a curated record. The transcript is spliced from 18 exons.
AAUAUGUCUUUUGCUUUUCUCUUUCAGAUUUCCUUAUGUGGUCAAGUAGAUGUGUUUAUUUCAGCCUUAAAAUUGCUGCUGCCAAUGCUUGCUAUGGCAUCUGUGGCUUCACCAGUUAUAUUUAAGGAGUUUUGUCCCUUAUAUUAUCUUCUCAAUGCCAUUCCUACAAAGAUCCAAAAAGGCUUUCGCUCUAUUGUGGUAUACCUCACAGCGCUUGAUACCAAUGAAGACUACAUUGCUGUGGGGAGCAGCAUUGGAAUGCUUUAUCUCUACUGCAGACAAUUAAACCAGAUGAAAAAAUACAAUUUUGAGGGGAAGUGUGAAUCUAUUACUUUUGUAAAGCUGUUGAGUUGUUUUGAUGAUCUGGUUGCUGUUGGUACAGCCUCAGGUCGGGUUGCAGUUUUUCAGCUUGUGUCUUCAUUACCUGGAAGAAACAAACAGCUUCGGAGAUUUGAUGUUGCUGGUAUUCACAAAAGUAGCAUUACAGCAUUAGCUUGGAGUCCCAAUGGAAUGAAAUUAUUCUCUGGGGAUGACAAAGGGAAGAUUGUCUACUCUGCUCUAGACCUAGACCAGGGUAUUUGCAACUCCAACCUUGUAUUGGAAGAGCCAUCUUCAAUUGUCCAGUUGGAUUACAACCAGAAAGUGCUGCUGGUGUCUACUUUACAACGAGCUCUGCUUUUUUACACAGAAGAGAAAUCUGUCAAGCAAGUUGGAACACAGCCCAGAAAAAACACUGGCAAAUUUGGAGCAUGUUUUAUACCUGGUCUGUGUAAACAGAGUGACCUGACACUAUUUGCUGCCAGACCUGGGCUUCGUCUCUGGAAGUCUGAUGUUCACGGAACUGUUCAGGCCACAUUCUUACUGAAAGAUGUAUUUGCUGGAGGAAUAAAAACUUUUGAACUGUAUCCUCGUUUGGAACCACCUGACAGAGGAAGUUACAGUUCCCCAGAGAAACACCUUGGGCUUGUUUCGUGCUUUUUCCGAGAAGGAUGGGUGCUGACCUGGAAUGAAUACAGCAUCUACUUACUAGACACUGUGAACCAGGCUUUGAUUGGUGGCUUGGAAGGAUAUGGUGAUAUUGUGUCUGUGUCUUGUACCAAGAAUGAGAUUUUUUUCUUAAAGGGAGAUAGAGACAUAAUACGAAUUUCAAGUAGACCUGAAGGAGUAUCAUCAAUAGGUGCAUCUGUAUCAUCUAGCCCUUUAGUGGAAACAGAUAAAAAAUUGGUUACUUCCCCUUCAGUUACUGGUGAUAAAAAUGACUCUGAUUCCUUAGUGAAAGAUGAGCUGGAAACUCCAGCGCUAUUGGAGAAAAGUUUUGAUAGAGUGGGAGAUGUGAGCAAUGAAACAAGAAAAAGGGGCUGCUCUGUAGUAAGUGAAUCAAGAAGCAGGAGCAGUUCAAUCAAUUCCGUGGACAGUGGCUCUAGCUUUAUGGUAUGUGCAGACCAAUUUUCAGAAGCUCAGAGAGAAUGUCAGUUUUCUUCACAACGUUUCAGCACAAUCAGUUCUGAAGAUUUCGAUCAAGAACUCAUUGUAAAGCCAAUUAAAGUGAAAAAGAAGAAAAAGAAGAAACAAGAAAGUGGCACCAGGAAAAACCACAGCUCUCUGGAAGGAACACCAAUUUAUGAGCGUCAGCUAUCUGGUGAUAGUCCGCAUUCUUUGAAUGCAGACUCCUUUUCCAUCACUUCCAGCCUAAUGAGUGGUAGCACUGAUCGUUUGAGUACUGGAUCUCCAGAUCAGGAAAGCAUGUGUAGCGUAGAGUACCAUACCAUCUUGCAAGAAGAUAAUGGUUCGGAAACUUUCAGUGUCCUACAGUCUCCUGAGUCUGCAACUGUACUAAUUAAUGAAGAAAAUGGAGAUAUGGUUGAUGUACAGAAACUUCCAAACAGUGACAGUGGCACGGGUACUUCAACUGUUAUAGAUACUUUGACAUCUGACUCUCCUCUAAUCCUCACAGAAGACUUGACAAGCAGCGUUGGUGGUGAAGGUAACGGUAGCAUAGUUUCUGUAAGCAAUGAAUGCUGUCUUGGAAAGCUGAACCAAGAGGAGGAGCAGGAUUUUUCUACAUUGUGUAAAAUGGAUGAAAAUCUGGAUAAAAUGAAGCUGGAGGAUACCGAAAAAUCUUUUGAAGAGCCAGACCUCACAGACCAAGUGCUUUUGGCAUGUGACAGCGCACUUGGUGUUCAGACAUCACUGACACCAAAGGAAAGUGAUGAAACUGGUAGGGAAGACCAACAACUCUCUCUAAUACACAGUGCUCUGUCAGAUCCUUCUGUGCUCCACUUUGACAUGUGUAACCAUGUUUAUUCCGAUAACACUUCCAUUUCUGGGUGGAAUUUUGAAGGUGCAAUCAAAGCUAAAUCUAGUACUAGCACUGCUGAAUGGGUAAGAGACACUCAUGACAGUAAGACUGAGAAAUCUGCAUCUAGUGAUGAAGAGGAUAUUUAUGGGCAUGGAUUACCGUAUUCAUCCUCAGAGACCAGCAUGCCUGAAGUUGGUGCUGGGCCUGGUUCCCAGGAUGUGGCCAAGAAAAGCCCAGAUGAAAUGACGCUGUUAAAAUCUGACCAGUUUGCAGAGAGCUGGAUGGGGUACUCUGGCCCUGGUUAUGGCAUCCUGAGCUUGGUUGUCUCAGAAAAAUACAUUUGGUGCCUGGACUACAGAGGCAGCCUGUACUGCAGCGCACUGCCUGCCGCAGGGCUGCGGUGGCAGAAAUUCGAGGAGGGGGUACAGCAAGUGGCAGUUUCCCCUUCAGGGGCUCUUCUCUGGAAGAUUGAGCAGAAGACUAACAAAGCAUUUGCUUGUGGAAAAGUAACUAUAAAAGGAAAACGCCAUUGGUAUGAGGCCCUACCCCAAGCUGUGUUUGUAGCUUUAAGUGAUGACACUGCCUGGAUUAUCAGAACAAAUGGAGAUCUGUAUCUGCAAACAGGCCUGAGUGUGGAUCGUCCUUGUGCCCGAGCAGUAAAGGUUGACUGCCCUUGUCCACUGUCGCAGGUUACAUCCAGAAAUAAUGUUGUGUGGGCACUGAGUGAGCAGCGGGCCCUGCUGUACCGGGAGGGAGUACGCAGCUUUUGUCCUGAAGGAGAACAAUGGAAGAGUGAUAUUGUCAGUGAAAUGCAAGCUUUGGAACCAGUGUGCAUAACGCUUGGAGAUCAGCAGACAUUAUGGGCUUUGGAUAUCCAUGGAAAUCUGUGGUUCAGAACUGGUAUAGUUUCAAAGAAACCACAAGGAGAUGAUAACCAUUGGUGGCAAGUAAGCAUCACCGAUUAUGUGGUGUUUGACCAGUACAGCCUGUUCCAGACCAUAAUCCAGGCAACUCAAACAAUGGCAACAGCAGCUCAGGCACCUGUAGAGAAGGUGGCUGAUAAACUUCGAAUGGCAUUUUGGUCACAGCAGCUUCAGUGUCAACCCAGCCUCCUUGGGGUUAAUGGCAGUGGAGUCUGGAUCUCUUCUGGCAAAAAUGAAUUCCAUGUGGCAAAGGGAAACUUAAUAGGCACUUACUGGAAUAAUAUUGUGCCUCGUGGCACUGCUUCUGCCACAAAAUGGAUUUUUGUGUUGGCUUCUACAGCUUCAUCUAAAGAAGGGAGCUUUCUGUGGCUGUGCCAAAGCAACAAGGAUCUGUUUUGUGUCAAUGAUCAGAAUCCUCAGUUUCAUCCUUCUACGGUGCAGCUACCGCCAGAGGCUGAAAUGGUGCACUACUCUGCCUGCCAGGAUGCCAUUUGGGGUUUGGAUAGUCUUGGGCAGGUAUUUAUCAGAACACUUUCAUCCAGCUGUCCAACAGGGAUGCACUGGACAAAACUGGAUCUCUCUCAACUAGGUACUGUAAAGCUGAUCAGCUUGACGUGUGGAAAUCAGCAUGUUUGGGCCUGUGACACCAGUGGUGGUGUUUAUUUCCGUGUAGGAACACAACCUUUUAACCCAAGUUUGAUGCUUCCUGCAUGGAUAAUGAUUGAGCCACCUAUACAGCCAGUAGGGAUCAACCUGAUCAGCAUUCAUUCAAGUCCGAAUGAUCAGAUGUUGUGGGCAAUUGAUAACAAAUGGAAUGUCCAUGUACGAGUUGGAAUUACAGAUGAAAUGCCUGUAGGCACUGACUGGGAACAUGUACCAGGUUUACAGGCUUGUCAGCUGGCCAUAAGUACAAGGACUGUCUGGGCACGCUGUCCUAAUGGAGAUGUAGCUCGUCGAUACGGCAUUACUGACAAGAAUCCAGCAGGAGAUUACUGGAAGAAGAUUCCUGGAAAUGUCUCACGUUUAACAGGCAAGUUGGUUCUGUCUGACAGUCCAAAACAUUGUGUUGUCUGCUUUGACUUCUGCCUGCUGGUGCUCUGAGAGAUGUGCUCAGAUGUGCAGGGAGAGCUGCAUACUCUAAAUGCUUUGUUGACCAUGAGUUUCACCAAGGGUUCUUUAUCACAUUAGGAAAAAUCUUCUCUGGGUAUUAUUAGAAAAACAGAUUCAAAUAUUAUUUAUUUAAUGUUUAUAAUUGGAACCUGCUACCUUAAUUAAAAGAUGGGUAAUUUAUGCUUUGCAGUGACAUCUCUGGAUGAACUGUGGGCAAUCAGUACUUCAGGAUCCCUUCUCCAGCGCCUCACUAAGACCUUUAGCCAUUCCCAUAGUUUGCAGAAAAAUAAUGACACUUCUGUUCUGCUUCACCCUGAUGAUUUUGAAGAUGAAUGGGAAGUGAUAUGAAGUCUCUCAAGCUUAUGAAGCAGUGAAGAAAAAACAAACCAGGAGGACAAUUUCUAUAACGUAUGUACAGAAUGUUGGAUCUAAAAGCCACUCAUAUUGGACCCUGUGAUAUUAGCACUUUUGUAUUAAAAAAACUUAUCGGUUAAUAGCCCCAGGCUGUGAGUUCUCUUGGUUGUUCCCUUAUCUCUUGAGAGACUCUUUAGGUGUGGCAUACCACAAUUGUUGUACCAUACUACUGUAGAACAUCCUUUGGAAAUAUAACUCUUAAGUUAAUCCUACUAGCAAUGAAAGUGACUACUUCACAACAGCAUGCACACUAAUACAUGUGUACGUCUUUUGAGAAGAAAUUCUGUUUCAUUAAAUAUUUCUCUACAGCAGAAACAUUAAGCAUUUCUCAAUUUCUUCUUGUACUUGGAACUCCAAACUGAUUGGAAUGCUACCUGACUGUUGUACAUAUAUUUAGAAUUAUUUUCCCUUGCAGCAUGGAAGAAAAUGUGGCAAAGUAUUUCGUAGCAGGAUCUCAGAACAUCAUGAUUACAUAGCAUUGGUGUUGAAAUGAACUCGGUUUGAUCCAUUUCCAUAUAAAUAUAUGCAAGGGUAUACUAACCUUCCAUUUGUAGAAAUUUGGUUCAUAAUUUGACGUCAUUCAUAAGGGAGAAGUUUGGAUUACACCUAUUAUCAGGGGGACUUUUGCCCAUUUCUCAUAGCCAUCAGGAAGCUGACAGAUUGUGGGGGGUAAGUCCCACUUUGGAAUAGGAAGAAGUUGCGUGUUGGGUUGUAGUACAAAGCAGGAACGUAUAAGGCAGCUUUCACAAUUCCUGUUGUGCUGUAUUUGUGCCUCCAGCCAGUGCUUUAACAUUUGGACUCAAAUUGUUUUGAGUACUGUACUUAGAUGUAUUAAAAGGCAAAAUGGUAAUUGAUAGAAUUACUUAUAUAUCCCGUUAAAAAUUGUGAUAUUGUGAGAAAAUACUUAACAAUAUUCUGAUUUUUAGCUAUGUUAGCUAAAUUUUGAAGUGUCUUAUAUUUGACAGAUGUUGCAACAGAGGUAUGUGAUGAACUGGGAAAUAACCUAAGUUAAUCAUUGUAGUUUAUUUUUCUUUAAACUAAAUCUUCUUUGAAAGAUACCUCAUCUUUUUUAAGCAAUAGAAAUAUAGAUGAGAGAACCUGAGUUCAGUAUGUAGGUGGAGGAGUUAUUUUGUGUUUGUUCUAAGCUUGUAAAUCAUCAGAAUGUUUUAAGCAGCUGCUAACCGAUACUGUAAAAGAGCCGGUUUCAGAAAAGGCUGAGUGUUGAAAAGUGGGGACAUUUCUGUUUUGAGAACUUAAUACAUAUAGAAAACGAUGCGUUUUCUUUUUAACCUUUUUCUCUUUCAGAAUAGUUCAUGCAUGUACUGCACUAAACUUGGAACAAACAUGGUGCAAGGUGAGAAUGUGAAUCCGUGGAGAGAACCAAGUUAUGUCAGUUUGGCUUUAGUAGUACUUGUGAUACUGGCUGUCAGUUCUCAGUCUUACCUUUCAGUCUAACAGGGAGUACAGAUUUGUUUCCCUUUUGCAAAUUAUGUUUUCUUCAUUGCUAUCUCAUCUGUAUAUGGAGAUUACCCCAUAGGAAUUUUUUAGCCUGUCCAGCAGUGGAUUGUAAUGGAAUCAGCUUGUGAAGUAACCGAGUCUGUUUUAUGCAAGCAUAGCUUGAUAUCUUGGAACUCCAAGAAGCUGGAAUUCAACUUAAAAGUAUCUUUUGGCAGAUGUGAGUCAAUCACUUUGGAGAAGGGACAUGAGUAUUUCUCUGUGCCCUGCCAAGCACCAGAUGCUCAAGUACAAUGAUGGUAUUUAAUAGUGACACUUUUGUAUUACAUUUUUCAAAGUCAUCUUAGUAAUGGCUUGAGCUUGCUAGUUGUUUGUUUACUGUAUUAUAAUACUGUACCUUGCUAUGGUGAUUAAUACUAAAUUGGUGUCAAGAGCUCUUAUCAGACUACUUUUUAGGGUAGUUUUAAUGAAAUUAGGAUUUUUUUUUUUACUUUUAUUUCUGUAUUUAGGUUUUUUGUUUUGUUUGUGCUUUGAGACAAGUGCAAUAAACUAGAUUUUUAAGAAAUAAA